Messenger RNA from Limulus polyphemus (Atlantic horseshoe crab), 1498 nucleotides. Its product is annotated as O-acyltransferase like protein-like. Bases 20 to 1498 code for a protein of 492 amino acids. Lineage: Eukaryota; Metazoa; Arthropoda; Merostomata; Xiphosura; Limulidae. The transcript has 10 exons. The record is from RefSeq and is a predicted model, not a curated record. Gene Ontology annotation, molecular function: acyltransferase activity, transferring groups other than amino-acyl groups.
AUUUCAAGUGAUCGAUUCUAUGGGGAAGCCACCUAGUGGAAUCUUCAAAGGAAAUUUUAUGUGGAUUGGAAGUUACAAAGAAUGUGUUGAUGUUGAAGUUCCACAGGUUGCAGUAAAUGUAUCUGACAUAUCACAUGUGUUUGGUGAUUUUAGUGGGCAGUACUGCUUGAGUAACUGGGGGCUACAAUUUUCCAAAGCGGUCAGCAUUCCAGUCACUGUUGGUCUUUGUUUGCCAAGUAGCUGCAAGAAUGAUGCAAUUCAAAAAGAAGUCUCUACACUGUGGAAGAUAAUUGGUAGUAGCUCUUCCCUGAAGAGGAAAAUGAAAAGUGUAUCUUUAAGUUCAGUGACUUGCAAAUCACAUUCGAUACCAUGGAAAGCUGCAGAUAUUGUGGCUUUGGUUUUGUAUUCCUUUAUGGGAGCCCUAUUAGUGGUUGGUACUUCCUAUGAUGUCAUUAUAAAAUUAAUUUUUGAAAAGACCAAACAAAAACAGUAUUCUACUGAUGAACCAGGACAAGCAGAUAGUUUAGUCAAGUGUUCUGAACCUACUCCUGAUCAUUCUGGCUCUGAAAACAACAGUUCUGUGCCUCAUCCUGUUGACCUUUCUAACCCUGAAUGUGAUAAUACAACCAACACUCUUUAUGCUGAGAGUGAAGGAAGUAUUUCAAAACAGGCAGCUGCACUGGAUAGUAACCAGCACCAAAUUGUUGUACCUUGUACUGAAAAACUCAUUUCAAAAGAAACAUUGUAUUCCCCAGGUAUUAUUGGAAAAAUUCUUCUUUGUUUUUCUGUGUAUGCUAAUGGAGCAAAGAUAUUGGAUGCUACCCCACCUAAAGGUCAUCUUGGUUGUGUACAUGGUAUUCGGUUUCUCAGCAUGACAUGGGUCAUACUAGGUCACACUUAUGCUUUUGGAUAUCCUUUCUUUGAGAACACGUUAGAAGGCUUGAAGCUGGUAGAUAAAUGGACAUUUCAAGUUAUUUUACAAGGAACUUUUUCUGUUGACACAUUUUUUCUUUUGAGUGGGCUACUUAUAACCUACCUAUAUUUAAAAGAAAUCAAUAAGGGUGGAAAGAUCAAUUGGAUAUACUUUUAUGUACAUCGCUUCUGGAGGUUAACCCCGCCAUUUAUGUUAUUACUUGCUUUUGAUGCUGUGUUGUGGAAGCAUCUUGGAUCAGGACCAUACUGGCCUGAGGAAGGAAUGGAAGGAACCAAGUGCUCAAAGUACUGGUGGCGGAAUCUUUUGUACAUCAACAACAUGUGGAAUGCAACAGAGAUGUGCAUGGGAUGGACAUGGUACUUGGCCAAUGACAUGCAGUUCUAUAUCAUUAGUCCUUUGUUUCUAGCAUUCUUUAACAGUCACUCCAUAAUAAGCUUAAUUAUCGUUGGUGCUUUGAUGAUAACCUGCUGGACUUCAACUGGUGUGCUAAGUUCUAUUCAUGAAAUAACUGCUGCGAUCCAAUUGGAUAAGGAUGCUGAUCCGAAUGUAGCUCAAAGAAUGUAA